Molecule: messenger RNA, 898 nt
Organism: Prosopis cineraria
Lineage: Eukaryota; Viridiplantae; Streptophyta; Magnoliopsida; Fabales; Fabaceae
Exons: 3
Coding region: 173-730 (185 amino acids)
Biological process (GO): protein import into mitochondrial matrix; protein folding; protein stabilization
Cellular component (GO): mitochondrion
Molecular function (GO): protein-folding chaperone binding; zinc ion binding
Source: RefSeq, a predicted model, not a curated record
ACUGUCUUGUCGUGCGCCGUCCCAUUGCUGUUGUUCCUUUCGCUGGAUUUGAUUUAUUGUGCGCUGCCUCGACGCAGCGACGCAGCGAACGACGUUGUCGGUGCCCGAGUGAGGCAGCUGGAUCGUGUGCGCCGCUGUGACUGGAAACUAGUCUUUCUUCAGUUGCCUUCCCAUGGGUGUUAGGAUGUUGCAGCGGCGGUUGAUUCCAUUCCUUUCACGACAAUACCCUCGCAACCAAAACUCUGAAGUAUCCUCUUGGCAUUCUUCUAUCAAUGCAAUAUUAACCAGAUAUGGACUUAAUAAUAGGGGAGUUCAGACACAAACAAAUCCAUCUAACCAUGUAAGUGAAGAAAAUUCAGAAGAUAAGGAAGCUCUCAGCCUUAAGCCAAGUUCUGACCCAAAAAUCAGUACUGAGAGUUCUUCUGUAAAAUUUUCUGCCAAGUCCAGUUUGAAAACGUCCUCAAGGCAUGAUCUUGCAAUGAUUUUCACCUGUAAGGUCUGUGAAACAAGAUCCAUCAAGACAGUUUGUCGUGAAUCCUAUGAGAAAGGUGUGGUGGUUGCAAGGUGUGGUGGCUGUAAUAAUCUACACCUGAUUGCAGAUCGUCUUGGGUGGUUUGGUGAGCCAGGAAGUGUCGAGGAUUUCUUGGCCGCUCGUGGAGAAGAUGUGAAAAAAGGUUCCAUUGACACACUGAAUCUUACGCUAGAAGAUAUAGCUGGAACAAAAUCUUGAGAAGCUGAAAUUUGACAAAUACAUGGCUAAACUUGAGUGAAUUGUCUAUAAUUCUUUGAAAGUUGGAAGAAUUGUAACAUAUAGUAUAUUUUUCAUUGAAGUAAGUUGGAAGGGUUGUAAUUUCAAAACUAAGAAGUUAUUGGUAAAAUAUGCAAAGUUUGAAGGGGA